Molecule: messenger RNA, 1680 nt
Organism: Metarhizium brunneum ARSEF 3297
Lineage: Eukaryota; Fungi; Ascomycota; Sordariomycetes; Hypocreales; Clavicipitaceae
Source: RefSeq, a predicted model, not a curated record
AUGACGGCGCUCCCUCAAGUCGUGCCUCAUAGCCGGGGAAGGCUCCUGAAUAUUCUCUUGACAGCCUCGUUGGCCCUCGUCAGUCUCGUCUGCUACAUUCUGCUCAUCAUACUCUACGUCCAGCCAAAACUAUACCGUAUCCCAUCCCUCGUCUACGUAGACGGCUCGUCGUCCAUCAAGCCCUCGGUAGCCGUGAGUUUGAUAACCGCCAUUCUCGCCGCCGCCACGUCCGCCCUCAUCACCCGCUGCGUCGAGCACUCCCUCUGGCUCAAGCUCGUCCCUCGCCACACUGGCAGCCCUCUGACUGUCCGCGAGACCAGACACCUCGCGCAAUGGACCGUGUCCCCUCUGGCGAGGCUCACCUACGCCGUCCGCGGCGGCUUCCAGCUCCUCAAGAUAAGCGGCGUGCUCCUCCUCGCCGUCUACGCCGUGAGCCCCGUCCUCCUGGCGGGCAUUUCGCAGACGGACCUCGUCACCGUCUCGUCCACCUCGUCACCCCACACGGCAGACUACUGGGCCCCCUGGAUCAACCGGGGAAACUACCGCUCCCGCGGAGGCAGCGCGGGCGACCUCGUCUUCGGCAUGGCCGUGCAGGCCUCCAACGGCAACUUUGCGCCGCCCGUGGCCCCCGUGUGCGCCAACGACUCGUGCAGCGUGUCGACGACGUCGUCUGCCCUCCUCGCCGCCUGCAACGCGCGCACCGCCCCCAACACCAACAACAUGGGCCUGCCGUCGUGCGGCCCCGGCCCCGGCCCCGCCGCUUCCGCCCGCGUCACCAACCUGUGCAGCGACAUCAUUCCCUCCCUGUGCGUCAACCUGACGUGCGGCGCGCCGUCCGUCUACGCAAACUUCAAGACAAGCCUCGACUACGCCUGCGAGUCUGGCCGCGGCUCCCCGUCCAAGCCCGCCGCGUGCAUCACCUCGCCCGGCUCGUGGUCCGCCAUCUUCGGCGCCUGGGUGGCCGGCGCCGACUUUGGCGUCGGCGACAAAACCCUCGUCAACACGGUCAGCUGCCUCGUCCAGUAUGGAAACGUCACCAUCACCCAGAGCGGCGCGAAUCCCCCGCAGUUGGAUCGGGGCUCGUUCCAGCGCUCCCGCUACCUCCUGGGCAACUACUCGUCUCCCAUCGCCGGCGUGCGCACCUACACCUGGGGCGAGAACAACGCCACGUCCCCGUACGCGUUUACCCUGCGCGUCGUGGGCACCGGCUUCAACGACAUGUACCGGGAGCCGUUUGCCGCGGGGCUGCUGGGCGACGAUGCCUCCCAUGACGCCGGGCACGUCGCGCGCCUGAUUGAGCGCAACUUUGACUGGGCGACCAUGGGGGCCUUUGCGAGGAUGCCCAACGCCAGCGAUGUCGUGACGACGAGCCGCGCCACCGCUAGGGUGUACGUGUACGAGCGGCUGGUGCUGCUGGUUCUCCUGGUGCCGUUGGCGGCGUCUGUGACGGGCACGUGGCGGCGUUGGAGGGUCGGCUCGGACGACCAUGUGCUCGGGUAUGACCCCGUGGCGAUGGCUGCCCGCGGCCCGGUCGAGGGGGUUUCGCCUGCCGCCUUUGUCGGGGACCGCGAGUACAGGAAGGGCUGUGAUGGGCUGCGGCUCGUGGGCUUGGAGGAGUCGGUGGUAGAUUCGUACACGGGGCGGAGCGGCAGACGAGUCCGAUUUUUGGCCAAGAGGUAG